Messenger RNA from Amphiprion ocellaris (clown anemonefish), 3424 nucleotides. It is a transcript of the gene csf1rb, whose product is annotated as colony stimulating factor 1 receptor, b. Gene Ontology annotation, molecular function: ATP binding; cytokine binding; macrophage colony-stimulating factor receptor activity. Bases 47 to 2992 code for a protein of 981 amino acids. Gene Ontology annotation, biological process: multicellular organism development; positive regulation of kinase activity; osteoclast differentiation. Gene Ontology annotation, cellular component: signaling receptor complex; CSF1-CSF1R complex. The record is from RefSeq and is a predicted model, not a curated record. The transcript is spliced from 22 exons. Lineage: Eukaryota; Metazoa; Chordata; Actinopteri; Pomacentridae.
UGGCUCAGAUUCAGUUGGACUUCAGUCUGAACACAGAGAGAGAGAGAUGUGGCUGCAUUCACUGCUGCUGUCGAUCGCCCUCAGCUGCUGCUGCUCUGCAGAACUUCCUGGUCCGCCAAUGAUCCAUCUGAACUCUAACUUCCUACCAAACCGAUCAGACGCAGUUCUGGCAGCUGGCUCCGCCUUCAGCCUCAGCUGCCAUGGUAACGGGUUGGUACACUGGUCCAGCUCUGCGUUCCGGCUGCAGUUUGAGGACAGUUUACCGGAUCCAGUGCAAGUGAGCAGGGCGGACCCCCGACACACCGGGACGUACCGCUGUGGGUACGCCAACCGCAGCCUGGAACACCUGCACACCUGGAUCCACCUGUACAUCACAGACCCCGCCCACCCCUCCAGCGUCUUCGUCACGCCUCGCAGCAGCAGCCCCAUCCUCAAGGAGGGCCAGGACUACCUGUUCAGGUGUCUGCUGACAGACCCGUCCCUCACAAACCUGACCCUCCAAUCAGAGGACAGGGGGCGGGGCCUGCCCCCAGGCAUGAAGGUGACCUUUGACCCUCGGAGUGGAGCACUGAUCCAACACCCGCAGAGGUCGUUUAGUGGACGCUACACCUGUUCAGGUUGGAAGGACGGGAGACUGUUCAGAUCCACACCUGUAGACCUGCUGGUGGUCCCCAGGCUGCGUCAUCCUCCCUCGCUGUCCGUCAGUCAGGCUGAACUUGUCCGUCUGGAAGGAGAGCUAUUUGAGGUCACCUGUCUGAGCAGUAACCCCUCCCACUUCUACAACCUCACCUGGACACACCCACAGAUACAGAAACUGAAUGCCACCAUCAGACGUCGCUACGGUAACAACCAGCUGUACAUCAACAGCACACUGAGCGUCUCCCCCGUCCACCUGCAUCACAGCGGACCGUACACCUGUACGGCUGUCAACGAGGCCGGGGUCGCCACAGCAACCACACAGCUCACUGUGCUGGAUCGGCCGAUCCUGAGGAUCUACCUGAGGCAGCCCGCUAACGGUAACACCACCAGCAGCUCUCUGGAAGCUAACGCUAGCGCUGAGGCUAGCAGCGCUAAUGUUAGCAGGGUGGAAGCGUACGAAGGCCACGACGUGACGCUGACCUUUGUGAUGGAGGCGUAUCCUCCAAUCAGGAGCCAGCACUGGACCACACCAGAACACAUCACCAAUGACAACAACACAGUGUACCAGGAGAGCAAUGCUGCUAACGGCUACAGGUCCGAGGCCAGUCUGCUGCUGCACCGGGUGCGUCAGGAGGAUCGAGGUCGAUACUCUUUUCAUUUUUCAAACUUGUUCUUCAAUGGCUCGCAGAACGUUGACCUCCAAAUCUACCGUUCACCGACUGUCGCCAUCUCUGUGGAAAACACCACUCUGACCUGCAGCAGCUCUGGAUAUCCGUUACCCACAAUCCUCUGGCUCACCUGCCCCGGCGUCCAGCCCACGUGCGCGAACGUCUCCACCAAUCAGGUUCCUUCUGCUGGGGUGACCUCACAGGCAGACGAGGAGGUGAGGACACACCUCCCUUUGUCAUCUGACGAUGAUGUCACCUUCGAGUGUGUCUCCUCCAACCUGGUGGGAGAGUCUCGUGUCGUCUUCAGUCCCAGCCCUGAACGUCUGGUCGUCUUCACGCCGGCUCUGAUUGGAGCUCUGAGUGUCAUCGUCGUCCUCCUCCUGCUCCUAUUGGUUGUCUUUUACAGGUGCAGACAGCAACCCAAAUACGAGAUCCGCUGGAAGAUCAUUGAGAGCACUGAUGGGAACAACUACACCUUCGUUGACCCCACCCAGCUGCCGUAUAAUCACAAGUGGGAGUUUCCUCGAGACAAGCUCCGCCUCGGUGCCGUUUUGGGCUCGGGGGCAUUUGGGAAGGUGGUGGAGGCGACAGCUUACGGACUGGAAACCGACAACAAGGUCACCAGAGUCGCCGUGAAGAUGCUCAAACCCAGUGCUCACUCAGAGGAACGGGAGGCUCUGAUGUCAGAGCUGAAGAUCCUCAGCCAUCUUGGUUACCAUGACAACAUUGUGAACCUGCUGGGGGCGUGCACUCAGGGAGGCCCCAUGCUGAUGAUCACAGAGUACUGUAGCCACGGCGACCUGCUCAACUUCCUGCGGGCUCAUGCUGAUGACAUCAUGGCGUCCAUGUUGAAUGUGGACAACUUGGAAGACAAGGUGUUCUACAAGAACAUGGCUGCCCAGAACGGCCGACUGCGGAGUGACAGUGGGAUCUCGUGCUGUUCUGAGUAUCAGGAGAUGCAGCCGUUUCUCAGUUCAGGACGAUCACACCUGGGUGGACACACAGACAAUCUCUCUGUCAGUGACCUCAUGAGGUUUUCUCACCAGGUGGCUCAGGGUCUCGACUUUCUGUCAACCAGGAAUUGUAUCCACAGAGACGUGGCAGCGAGGAAUGUCCUGCUGACCGACCAUCACGUUGCAAAGAUCUGUGACUUCGGUUUGGCCCGAGACAUCUGUAACGAUGACAGCUACAUCGUCCAAGGAAAUGCCCGGCUGCCGGUGAAGUGGAUGGCCCCUGAGAGCAUCUUUCAGUGCGUCUACACACUGCAGAGCGACGUCUGGUCCUACGGAGUCUUACUGUGGGAGAUCUUCUCUCUAGGUAAGAGCCCAUACCCCAACGUCUCCGUGGAUACCAACUUCUACAAGAUGAUCAAAGAUGGCGGCCACAUGCGGCGUCCGGACUUCGCCCCCGCUGAGAUGUAUCACCUGAUGACGCUCUGCUGGAGCCUGGAGCCCACCGACAGACCCACCUUCAAGGCGAUUGGCCAGCUCAUCAGCAGGCUCCUCCCCUCCAACAAAGAGGCGUCAUCGCAUCACAGCGAGCAGGCGGCGUACCGAAACAUCGACAAAUGCUCAGAAGAAGAGGAGGAGGAGGUCGGAGGAGAAACGCUGAAGAGAAGAGAAGGAGAAGAAGAGCGCUACGAGGAUGAGGAGGCGGACCCAAAGAACAUCUACCAGCUGUCAUGAUCCGCUCGUCCAAUCAGAACUCUCUGAGCACGAGCUGACGUCAUGUGACCAAUGAAUAAUGAACGUUCAAAAUGAAGCUUAUAAACGCUAACACAGCUGAUUUACUGAGAAUUUUACCAGAAAAAAAUAUAUAUAUAAUUUCUGAGAAGUCAAAUAACUAACAACCUCUGUAAAUGAUUCAAAAAUAUCCACCAACUAACGUGUUUAUUGUUUAAUCUUUGAAAUCAGUCAUGAAUGUAAUCAUUAAUCAGUAUCGUAAUCUCCUGAACUCUGUCAGGUUCUGAGCUUUUCAGCUAAAAUGAAAGAAUAAUUCUGUUUAAAUAUAAUUAGAGGAACCUCUAAUAGAACCUCUGUGACAAUGAACCAGUGAUUGUUUGAUCAAACUCUGUAGAUUCUUUAAAUCCUUUAAACUAAAUGAACGGAUGUUUUUUA